Didymosphaeria variabile is the source of this 957-nucleotide messenger RNA. RefSeq lists its product as uncharacterized. The coding region runs from base 1 to 957 and encodes 318 amino acids. The record is from RefSeq and is a predicted model, not a curated record. The transcript is spliced from 2 exons. NCBI's taxonomy places the organism in Eukaryota, Fungi, Ascomycota, Dothideomycetes, Pleosporales, Didymosphaeriaceae.
AUGCUCUCACAGCCGGCACCAUCGACGACGACAGAGAUCCACGACGAUGCCACACCCACAGAUCGUGUUGGACAGCUGGCACUGACGCCACUGGAAACUUCGGCAGUUGCUGUGCGCAGGGCGGGGGCAGAUAGCAUCUCUGAUGAGGAGCAAAUCGCAUUCGAAGAAUCUGAUAUGCACGAUCUCAAGGGCAGUCUGGCAGGUCUGCAGCCAGAUCCCCGGGUGCAUCUGCCCUCGCAGCACGUCCUCGAGGUUCUGGGUGUUAUGGACAUGCCAUCAUUCUUGAUAGGCCGCUUACAUCCUAGCCUCGGUAUCUGGAAGAGUGUGCGCAGUCUACGGAGCGGGAGCAGUGAUCAAUUCCUUGGUGAAAUCGAGGUUGUGACGGGCAUGCCGCGGAGUCUGCUGGAUGUUUUUGCUGAAGUGGCCGAUCAGCGCGACAAAAACCAGCAGGCUGAAGAUUUGUUCUGGAGCUGGCGGGGCUGCGUGGGCACUUUUGAUCAGUGCCAUCUCUGGGACAGCUGGCGGUAUGCUGGCAUACUUGAUUCCCGCCGUCGCCUGCGGUGUCGAUACAUAGCCGCCUCGCCCACCAUGAGCUCCUCGUCUUCUGGUGAAGAUCAUGGCGUCAACAACGAAGCGGUCCUCUGCCGCCUCAUCGCAUCGCUCGACGCACUAGUCCGCAAAAUGGAUACAGCGGGUGAGCUUGAACCUAUGUUCUUGAACAAAGGACUGGUUUUUCCCUAUACACUAGCGAGCCUCGAGGUUCCUCUGCUCAGAGCCAACCCACUCUGGAAAUCUACGCUGACACGCUUCCGCUCGUCUUUCUUCUACAAUGAUGAUAUCGCCAUCGUGGACGAGACCGUGCUUGAGUUACUUGAAAAAGCUUGGGAGGCUGACACCGAAUUCUUCGACAUCGAUCAAGCUGCGAGAGAGAAAGGGGUCGAGCUUGGGAUAUUUUGA